Molecule: messenger RNA, 1500 nt
Organism: Dermacentor albipictus
Lineage: Eukaryota; Metazoa; Arthropoda; Arachnida; Ixodida; Ixodidae
Product: ras-related protein Rac1-like
Biological process (GO): small GTPase-mediated signal transduction
Molecular function (GO): GTPase activity; GTP binding
Source: RefSeq, a predicted model, not a curated record
GCCGCCGCCGCCGCCGCCACUUUUGAGCCGCACCCCAAGCGACGCAACACGCGCGCGCGCGUCGUCUGCCCGCGGAACCAGUGUCAAUUAAUUUCUCGCCCUUCUUUGUUUGUUCCGCGUGUCACUCCGCUCGGGUCUUUCGUCCACCUCCAACGUUUCUCUCUCUCCCUCUAUGUUGCUCCCCUUUCCCUCUUGACGCUCGGCCGGCUCACUUCCUGCGCUACGCGCGCUUUCGCUCAAGUUCGCGCUCCCCUUCCCUCCCCCAACUGCCGUCACACUGCUGCUGGAGCGGCAGCAGCAGUCAGAUAUCCGGGAAAUUACGAGAUACGAAGCGGUCGUCGCCUGUUAAGGCCGCUGCGGUUGUCCCGUCAACGAGAGAGCUCGAGCGGCGAUCGCGCUUCGGCCGGCCGUGGAGUGCAUAAAGGAAGUCAACUGUUGCAAGCAGCGCUGCGGUUUUUGAAAUCUCGCGGCCGCUGUCAGUCGCUCGUCACCACGCGGGACGUCCGAGCGAGUUUACUCCGCUGUGCGUUGGACGGUGCUUGCUUCGAGCUCGGUUUCGCGUCCCGGCCUUCGUCACCGUCAUCGUCAGCGCUGGAAGGAAGAAGAAACACACCCACUUCCUACGCCGCUUUUCGUCGUCGUCGAUCCUGCGUCGGAAUGCCACUUUGAACGCAGCUGGGGCAAGCGGCAAGCCCACCGGCUGUGAGGAGCAGGAGCACACGAGGGGCAGCCGCCAUGGCGCAGAGCCGGCCCAUCAAGAUGGUGGUGGUGGGCGACGGCAUGGUGGGCAAGACCUGCCUGCUGGUCGCAUUCACCACCGGAGCCUUUCCCGGCAACGACUACGAGCCUACCGUAUUCGACAACUACGCGGGGAGCCUACUUGUGGACGGUGUCACUGCCAACCUGACGCUGUGGGACACCGCGGGUCAGGAGGACUACGAGAAGCUGAGGCCGCUUUCCUACCCUGGGUCGGACGUAUUCCUGCUGUGCUUCAGCAUCAGCAGCGAAGCAUCGUAUAACAACAUCUUGACAAAGUGGCAACCCGAGCUCAAGCACCAUUGCCCCACGACGCCUUACGUCUUAGUAGCUACCAAGGCUGACCUGCGCCAAGAGGAGUCAGCCGAAGACCUCGUGAGCAGAGCAUCGGGCAAGAAGCUGGCCUCCAAGAUCAAAGCCUACAGCUACGUCGAGUGCUCAGCCAAGACGGGAGAGCGUGUCAAGGAGGUCUUCGAAGAGGCGGCCCGGGCGGUACUCCAGCCCAAAUCUUCAAAAAAGAAGAAGAUAUCUUGUAGGUUUUUAUAGGCUUGUCUGCCGGCAACAUAAGCGAUGUGUUGUGUCUCACUUAUUUAGCACGCUGUACAUGAAAAAAGCCUCUGCACUUUUUUUUUGUAAAUAGGUACACAUAUCAGCGUCAGUGCAUCAUUCCUCGAUAACUUAGGUACAAUUUACUUAGUGGCAUUGUCGUACACGAAAGUUACAAUAAAAGCAAAGCGAAUCGUC